Cuscuta epithymum is the source of this 3889-nucleotide messenger RNA. The record is from the annotation of a GenBank genome assembly. Lineage: Eukaryota; Viridiplantae; Streptophyta; Magnoliopsida; Solanales; Convolvulaceae.
CGAUUCCCUUUGGGGCGGGUAAGGUUCAAAUAAAAAUUACCCGUCCCUAAUCCGGCGCCCUAGCUAUAAGCUAAUCUUCUAUCCGCGCUGCAAAGUGUCAACUUUCAGAUGCACUCGUGUUCUGAAGAAGCUUUCAGGGGAAGUUCGUGAACCCGCCGUGACAAACUUCUCCACGAGGAACCUGUUCCUUGAUUCGUUUGACAGUUUCUAGCCGCAUGUGUCUUUUUGGAUGUCUAUAAGUCAUGGGAUAUCUGGGAAAAUGGAAUCUUGUAUAUCAACACGGCAAACAUCUGAGAAGUUCUUACUACCUUAACUGCUCUCUUUCUCCAACUUCAGUAUCUGUACCAUUUAUUGGGAGCUACAAAUUUCAAGGUACCUUGAUCAGAAGGCAUCAGCCACAUACUUUCAAAUCAACUAAUCUUGGUUAUGGAAAGACAAAAACAAGAUUGAAUAGAAGGCCAGAUACAUGUUUCGCUUGUAGUCAGUUGAGGUUGUAUAGCUCAGAAGGUGAUGGAAGAAAUGCAAGUGAGGAUAAACAUCCUAGCACCAUAGAACAUCCUAGCACUGACAAAGGGAAGAUUAUUAAACAAAAAGUUGCCGAACAGGAGAGAUUUUGUGAUGCACAUGCUGAACUUGGUGAACUAGAGCAAAGGGAGUGGCUCAACAACGAAAAGCUGUCAAUUGAGAGCAAGAAGAAGGAGUCACCCUUUCUAACUAGAAGAGAGAGAUUUAAAAAUGAGUUUUUGAGACGAAUUGUCCCAUGGGAGAAGAUAGUUCUAUCAUGGGACACAUUUCCUUAUUAUAUCGCUAAACAUUCUAAAAGCAUCCUGGUGGAAUGUGCUGCCUCACAUCUAAAGCAUAAAAAGCUUACUACGGAUUAUGGUCGCCAUUUAAAUGCAUCAAGUGGGAGAAUUAUGCUUCAGAGCAUUCCAGGCGCUCAACUUUAUCGAGAAAGAAUAGUCAGAGCAGUUGCAAAAGACUUGAAAGUUCCGCUUUUAGUUCUUGAUAACAGCAUUCUAGCUUCCUAUAAUUUCACUGAAGAUUGCUCUUCAGAAAGUGGAUCUGACGAGGAUGCAGAAUCUGCUGAAGAAUAUACUUCAGAGUCUGAAGCUGAAGAUGUUAUUGAUGAUGCAGCUAAUGAUGAGGAAUGGGCAAACAACGGAGAGACAAAGUCUGAAACUAGUGAUGAUGAAGGGGAUGCCCGCAAAUCUGUUGAAGCUUUGAAGAAACUUGUCCCAUACGAUCUUGAGAGCUUUGAGAAGCAAGUAUCUAGCAAAAGUGAAGAUUCCUUUGAAUCCACAUCAUCCAAUGCUGCCGAUUCUUCAGAAGUUACCAACCGACCAUUUAGAAAAGGUGAUCCAGUUAAAUAUGUGGGACCUUCUCUAACCAUUGAAGCUGAUAAUAGGAUUGUACUGGGGGAGAUAGCUACUUGUGAUGGCCCCAAAAAUGUUUACACUGUAAUUCGUGGCAGAACAUUAUCUCGUGGUCAGCGAGGAGAGGUGUAUGAGUUGGGCGGUGACCAAGUUGCAGUUAUUCUUGAUAUUAUUGAAGAAGAAAAGGAUAGAGAGAAGGAUGAAAAACUCAUGGCCAUGGCAGAAGAUGCCAAACCAUCAAUAUACUGGAUUCCAGCCAAAGAUAUUGAGCAUGACAAUGACGUUCAGGCUGAAGAGAUUUACAUUGCUAUGGAGGCGCUCUGUGAGGUCCUAAAGUCUGUGCAGCCACUUAUUGCCUACUUUCCAGAUUCUUCUCUGUGGUUUUCUAAAACUGUGUCCAAACCAAACCGAAAAGAAUUUUUCCAAAAGGUGCAAGAAAUGUUUGAUCAGAUACAUGGACCAGUUGUUUUGAUUUGUGGCAAAAACAAGAUUGAGAAUGCAUCAAAAGAAAAAGAAAAAUGUACAGUGAUACUUCCGAAUCUGAGGCGUCUUGCUAAGCUGCCUCUUCAUUUAAAGCAGUUUGCUGAGGGAAUAACUGCCUCAAAACGGUCGGUAGAUGAUGACAUCCAUAAACUGUUUGAUAAUGCUAUGUAUCUUCCUCCCCCUAAGGAUGAAGAUAUCCUUGGAACAUUCAAUAAGCAAAUUGAAGAAGAUGGGAGAUUUGUGAUAUCUCGGAGCAACUUAAGUGAGUUACAAAAGGUUCUUGAGGAACAUGAUCUAAAUUGCUUGGACUUGUUGCUUGUCAAUUCUGAUGGUGUGAUACUCACAAAACAGAAAGCAGAGAAAGUUGUGGGCUGGGCCAAAAAUCAUUAUUUGUCAUCGUGCAUAGAACCAUCUAUAAAAGGAGACAGAUUGUACUUGCCCCGUGAAAGCCUUGAAGUUGCAAUUUUGAGAUUAAAAGAACAAGAAGCAAUGUCAAAAAAGCCUUCACAUGGUCUGAAGAGUCUUGCAAAGAAUGAGUACGAGAGCAACUUUAUAUCAGCAGUUGUUCCCCCUGGUGAGAUUGGAGUGAGGUUUGAUGAUGUUGGUGCCCUUGAAGAUGUGAAAAAGGCUCUGAAUGAACUUGUCAUUCUACCUAUGCGCAGACCAGAGCUCUUCUCACAUGGAAAUCUGUUGCGGCCUUGCAAAGGGGUAUUGCUAUUUGGGCCACCAGGCACCGGGAAAACCCUUAUUGCAAAAGCACUUGCAACAGAGGCUGGGGCAAAUUUUAUGAGUGUCACUGGUUCCUCAUUAACUUCUAAGUGGUUUGGAGAUGCUGAAAAGCUAACAAAGGCACUGUUCUCUUUUGCAAGCAAACUGGCACCUGUAAUUAUCUUCAUUGAUGAGGUUGAUAGUUUGCUAGGUGCUCGUGGUGGUGCCUUUGAGCACGAGGCAACGAGAAGAAUGCGUAAUGAAUUCAUGUCUGCUUGGGAUGGCUUGAGGUCAAAAGAUAGCCAACUGAUCCUAAUUCUUGGGGCAACAAACCGUCCAUUCGACCUUGAUGAUGCUGUUAUUCGUCGUUUACCUAGACGGAUCUAUGUGGACCUUCCAGAUGCCGAAAAUCGAUUAAAAAUACUUAAAGUAAUUCUGUCUCAAGAAAAUUUGGAGGCGAACUUUUCUUUUGAGCAACUGGCAAAUGCAACUGAAGGUUAUUCAGGAAGUGAUUUGAAGAACCUCUGUAUUGCAGCAGCAUAUAGACCUGUUCAGGAACUUCUUGUGGAGGAAAUGACGGGAAGCAGAGCUGAUGGGAAUUCUAUUCUGAGGCCACUCCAUUUAGCUGACUUUUUUCAAUCAAAAACCAAGGUGGGACCUUCAGUUGCAUAUGACGCAACUAGCAUGAAUGAACUAAGAAAAUGGAACGAACAGUAUGGUGAAGGUGGGAGCAGGAGAAAGUCGCCAUUUGGCUUUUGAAUAAUGUAAGAGGAUUACGUAAAUGGUCAUUUGGAGAUGUGGACAAAGUGCUUGCUGAAAAGAUGCACAUUUUUACUCCAUUGCGUGCAAGGCAGAGAUCGCCAUGGAGACAACUCCACCUGGCUGAGAGAAUUGACAGAAGUUAGGAUGCCAUAGUAUGCUCACUUCAACUCGAUCUUUUUGCUUUUUAAAGAAUUUCAUUUUGGUCUUUAUAGAAUCUUCCUUGUCCUCACUAACAUUCUUUUUAUUAAAACAGUUCUGUAGUAAUAAUUAUUUUUCCUAGCAGUGGUGGGAUUUUGCACCAAGUUGUUGUAUCCAGUGGGUACUAACAAAUACGACCUGCAGCGAUAGAUUCUCUCCACAGCUCAUAGGGUAUUUAAAUUACAUUAGAAAAUGUGCAUUUUUUUGUUAGAAUAAGUUUUCAAUUUGUAAAAUGUUGUUUUAUUGUCAAGUAAUUUUGAUAAAUAUUUAAGUAUAUUUAUUAUUUGGUCCAACUUGGUGUACUAUAAAUGAUUUUGCACUUAUUAUGAUGCAUCUUGUUAGCAGUAGAAUUAUCGAUUGCCCCC